Messenger RNA from Microstroma glucosiphilum, 645 nucleotides. Its product is annotated as guanine nucleotide-binding protein subunit gamma. The record is from RefSeq and is a predicted model, not a curated record. Gene Ontology annotation, biological process: G protein-coupled receptor signaling pathway. Gene Ontology annotation, molecular function: G-protein beta-subunit binding. Bases 266 to 514 code for a protein of 82 amino acids. Lineage: Eukaryota; Fungi; Basidiomycota; Exobasidiomycetes; Microstromatales; Microstromataceae. Gene Ontology annotation, cellular component: heterotrimeric G-protein complex. The transcript has 3 exons.
CCUGCCCUCGCCGCCCUGUACGCUCUUCCUCCUGUUAGUCGAGGUGACUUCGAUCUUGAUACAGCAAGGACGUCUUCACACACUGUCCUGCCUAUAGAGCUAAGUACUGGCCUAUACGACAACUCGCCAUCAAGCAUACGAUCAUACUCUUCAGCCUUCCUUGAGAAUCAUCAUCGCCCCCGUCCCCUAGGAUAACGCAGUCUCCAAGCGUCCAGCCAUUCAGCAGACAGAGCCCCCGCAUCCCCUGACAGACACACGCCUCACAAUGAACACACGACCACACAAGCAGUCCAUGUCGGAGCUCAAGCUCAGGAGAUUAACAGAGCACAAUCAGCGGUUGAGGGAGGAUAUGGAGAGGCCUAGAGUCAAAGUAUCCGAAGCUAGUGCUAGCCUAAUCGCUUACUGCAAAUCCACCCGCGACGUGCUUGUCCCUUCAGUGUGGGGGCCUCUAGAGAAGAAGGAGGACCCCUAUUCGCCCGCUGGUGCAGGUGGAUGCAAUUGUAGGGUCAUGUGAGACUCCACCACGGCUGAGGGCUGAGGUCGAGGUGGAGAUACGUGGGAGUCGAGGAGACUUCUCUAAGGGCAGAGGAGACUUCUCUAAGGGCAGAGGAGAGGAGAGCGGAGAGGAGAGGGAGCGACAACGGC